UAAACAUACAUACAGUAAGUUGCUUGGACUACAACACCGAAUUUAGAAUUGUAAACAGUUCAAUUUCAGUGGACAGUGUUGUAGACAUGAACAUUAGAGAAUGCUCAUGGUUGUAGACUUAUAGACUGCAGUUUAAGAUACUACGAAAGCUCAAAACGUACGAAGUGACAGUGGGUUGCGACGGAUAAAAGAGACAACUGUAAACAGCAAAAUGGGAAUACAAAAAUAACUUGGGACUGUCCCAUUCAUAACAUUAUUACAGUGAUUACACCAACUCCGACAAAACGGCGCCUGCGAUAUUGUUUUUUCGAGUGGUGGUAUUAUUAUUACCUACUCCAAUGGUGGUUUGACCACAUCCACCUACAGGGUUGAAAAGAACACUUUUAUAAAGUAUUUGAGAAAUCAUGUCAAAUCAAUCGCCGUCCAAAUCAGACGUUACAAAUUGUUCAACAACAGACAACAGUGAUCUUGUUGAUUCAGAAUCAAUUAAAGAUUUCGAAUGGACUAUAGGUCUUCAGAAGUGUUUGCUAAUAAAUAUGAGACGUUUGAAGCCUUGUGGAAUUAACAAACACUUAAGUAUAUUUCUUUUAAAAGAAAAACUAAAAAAACAAUACAAUAUUGAUCUACCAAAUGGGGUUAUAUGGGAUUAUUUGGCAACUAAAUGGGAUCUUAAUGCUGCUGAUAUUAUAGAACAUAUCAGUUUUGAUACUAGUAUGAAAGAUUUUAUCUUACCAGAAGAAUUUGACCAGUUAAUUGCUGAAGAAGGAGAAAAAAUUAAAAAACUAGAAAAAGAAAGUCUAAAUGAUGAAGUUAAUAAGAAAAAAUCAUUAAAUUGGAGUGGUAAAACAAGAUCUAAAUCUAAUUCUAUGUCUUCUGUAGAUUCAAAGGAAGGUCUCAAUGAGACGAUUCCUUCAACACUAGAUAGCUCUUCAGUUAAAACAAGCGAAGAGCGUUCUGAUGAUGGUCCAUGUACUAGAAGAUCAUUGCGCACAAAUGAUAAACUAGAAAAUAGUAAAUCUGAUGAAAAAAAUAAGUUAAAAGACUUAAAACAACUACAUAAAAAGAUAUCAAAUCAAUCUAAAGAUUUAGAGAAGAUUGAGACAAUGUCAAAUUUUAGAGGUCGAAAAAGAAAAAGUAGAAAUGUAUCAGAAUCAAGUUUUAGUUCUGAUAAUAGUAAACAGCGUAAGAAUUAUAAAAAUAAUUUAACAGAUUUAACUAUUUCAGAUAGCUCGUCUAGGUCAGUAACUCCAGAAAUGUUGAGAGGUAGAACAUCAAACCGUUCUGUUACACCUGAAACUAUUAGUAGAAAAUCAAACUUGCGCUCUAGUGAUGAAGACCAGAAAUCAAAACUUGCAUUAGAAAAAGCAUGUCUAAAAUUUGGUCAUAACGUUGAUUUGAUUUUACCAGAAGUAAAAAUUGAACGUCUAAAAAAUGAAAAGCAAUUUUCAUCUUCUAUAGAAACUAAGUCCAAAAAUUUGAUACAAAAUAAAAAUGAUAAAAAUGAAGCAAAUAACAAACUUAAAGGUAAAAUACGUAAUAGAGUAACAUCUGAUCUAUUAGUUGUUCAACAAUCUCCAGAAAUACAAUCAUUAGGCAGGCGCUCUUGUAGUAACAAAAAUUCAUAAAAUUUAAAAAAGAACAUAUGAAUUCCAUAUUAUUGACCAUUUUAUUAAAUUGUACAUAUAAAUUUAAUUAUAAUUAUUUGUUGUAACUAACAUUAAUAUCACUAAUAUAACUUUGUAGUUAUGUAUAGUAUUAAUUAUAAAUGUGAAUUUCCUAAUAAAAGCACGAUAUAAAAGAAAAAAAUGUAUAUUUUUGUUUUGUUUGUUAUGUGAAUUAAAUAAAGAAAAAAAGUUUCUAAGUGAGACUAACUCAAUUGUUUGUACU
Rhopalosiphum maidis (corn leaf aphid) is the source of this 1887-nucleotide messenger RNA. RefSeq lists its product as uncharacterized. The coding region runs from base 405 to 1625 and encodes 406 amino acids. The record is from RefSeq and is a predicted model, not a curated record. Gene Ontology annotation, cellular component: nucleus; NuA4 histone acetyltransferase complex. The transcript has 3 exons. Lineage: Eukaryota; Metazoa; Arthropoda; Insecta; Hemiptera; Aphididae. Gene Ontology annotation, biological process: regulation of transcription by RNA polymerase II.